This is a messenger RNA of Equus caballus (horse), 4708 nucleotides long. NCBI's taxonomy places the organism in Eukaryota, Metazoa, Chordata, Mammalia, Perissodactyla, Equidae. The record is from RefSeq and is a predicted model, not a curated record.
CGCGCGCGCACGCCUGACGUCAGCGGCCAGCGUGAGUCACGCGCGCAGGGAGAGCGCGAGGCGGCCUCUCCCUCCCCCCUUCCUCCUCCGGCCCGGCCCAGACCGGUUCCAACCUGCUGGGGCCGGUCCCAACUGCCUCCAACUGCCACCAACCUCUGGUCGGGCCGUGGGGCGGGAAACUCGGGCCCCGCCACUGAGUGGGGAAGGCGGGAGCUCGGGGUGCGGAGUGCACACAUCUUAGCCAGGCCUUCGAGGCCUAACUGUUCCUCAGACCGUAAAACCACAGGACCAAGCACUCGCGGGGCGAUAAGAAGUGCAAGACACUACCAGGCUGAGUUCCUUAGGGCCAGCCCUCGAAAGGCCUAUGAAUGACCAUUAGCGUGAAGUCCUGUCAGGCGACCCACGUCCUGCGCACAGGAGGCCUUUUGUCUCUAAGGGCCUAUGUUGUCCACCGAGGCCACUCAUGCUUUAUUCACUUAAACAGAUAACGCAGCCCGAGUCCGGACCCCGAGGGUGAUGGGGUCCGAGCAUGACCUCAGGCCCAACCCAAAUGUGGCAUCAGGGAGCCCCAAAUGCUGACAGUACCAGAGUCCAGGAAGAUGGAAAACCUAAGUCUAUGUUAGAUACUAAAGAAGGCUUCCCCACAAUCCAUAUGCAUCUGCUUUGACUGGUGGUUUCUAUCAACCUACAAAGACUGUGACUUAUUGGUGAGGGCAGCUGGACACCUCUGAGCGCAACUUAGAAAUCCAUCUUGGGCACACUCUAUAAAGGAGCUCCUUCUCUGGAAAUAGCACCCCAGAUAAGUGCACAAAAGCAAGACACCCUCGUGGAGCUACUUCUUCCCGCUUUCAACACCCUGAUGCCUGAAGCUAUGCUUGAUACUAAAGGAGGUUUUCCCACAUAUGCAUCUUCUGUAUUUUGAAAUUGCAACUAUGGACAGUUAUGGCUAAUCCUAGUAGAUUGUCUUCUCUUCUUUUAACAUCUUGGAUGAAUUUGGGGCACACUAAUGUGUUAUUUGAAGAUGGAUGUUGAAUGUAUCUGAAGGAAUUCCGCACGGAGCAGUGCCCACUCUUUGUGCAACACAAAUGCACUCAGCAUCGGCCCUACACCUGCUUCCACUGGCACUUCGUGAACCAGCGGCGCCGCCGGUCCAUCCGCCGUCGGGACGGCACCUUCAACUAUAGCCCCGACGUCUACUGCACCAAGUACGACGAGGCCACGGGCCUCUGCCCGGAGGGCGACGAGUGCCCAUUCCUGCACAGGACCACAGGAGACACUGAGCGCAGGUACCACCUGCGCUACUACAAAACUGGAAUCUGCAUCCACGAGACAGACUCAAAAGGCAACUGCACCAAAAACGGCCUGCACUGUGCUUUUGCCCACGGGCCCCAUGACCUCCGCUCCCCUGUCUAUGACAUCAGGGAGCUCCAGGCCAUGGAGGCCUUGCAGAACGGCCAGACCACAGUAGAGGGCAGCAUAGAGGGCCAGUCAGCUGGGGCCGCGAGCCAUGCCAUGAUAGAAAAAAUCCUCAGUGAGGAGCCGCGGUGGCAAGAGACUGCUUAUGUGCUGGGAAACUAUAAGACGGAGCCGUGCAAGAAACCUCCGCGGCUGUGCCGCCAGGGUUAUGCCUGUCCCUACUACCACAACAGCAAGGACCGGCGGCGGAGCCCCCGGAAACACAAAUACAGGUCGUCUCCAUGUCCGAACGUAAAACACGGGGAUGAGUGGGGAGACCCUGGCAAAUGUGAGAAUGGAGACUCCUGCCAGUACUGCCACACCCGCACAGAGCAGCAGUUCCACCCGGAGAUCUAUAAAUCCACCAAAUGCAACGACAUGCAGCAGUCGGGCAGCUGUCCCCGAGGACCUUUCUGCGCCUUCGCCCACGUAGAACAGCCACCCCUCAGUGACGACCUGCAGCCCUCCUCAUCUGUGUCCAGCCCCACCCAGCCGGGUCCCGUCUUGUAUAUGCCAUCUGCUGCCGGAGACUCGGUGCCCGUGAGCCCCUCCAGCCCGCAUGCCCCUGACCUCAGCGCCCUCCUCUGUAGAAACAGCAGCCUAGGCAGCCCAUCUAACCUCUGUGGUUCCCCGCCGGGCUCCAUCAGGAAGCCCCCAAACCUGGAAGGCAUUGUCUUCCCUGGGGAGUCUGGCCUCGCCCCUGGCAGCUAUAAGAAGGCUCCUGGCUUCGAGAGGGAGGACCAGGUGGGAGCUGAGUACCUGAAAAAUUUCAAAUGCCAGGCCAAGUUAAAACCCCACUCACUAGAGCCCAGGAGUCAGGAGCAGCCUCUGCUUCAGCCCAAACAGGACAUGCUGGGCAUCCUCCCUGUGGGCAGCCCCCUGACCUCAAGCAUCUCUUCUAGUAUCACCUCCAGCCUGGCAGCUACUCCCCCUAGCCCUGCUGGCACCAGCAGUGUCCCUGGCAUGAAUGCAAAUGCUCUGCCGUUCUACCCCACCAGCGACACAGUAGAGUCGGUCAUAGAGUCUGCCCUAGAUGACCUGGACCUGAAUGAGUUUGGGGUCGCCGCCCUAGAGAAGACUUUUGACAACAGCACAGUGCCCCACCCGGCCAGCAUCACAAUCGGCGGCAGUUUGCUGCAGAGCUCUGCACCUGUCAACAUCCCUGGCUCCUUGGGCAGCUCUGCCUCCUUCCACUCAGCAUCCCCAUCCCCUCCUGUCAGCCUCUCUUCACAUUUCCUGCAGCAGCCCCAGGGCCAUCUGAGCCAGUCAGAAAACACCUUUUUGGGGACCUCAGCAUCACAUGGAUCUUUGGGUCUGAAUGGGAUGAACAGCAGCAUCUGGGAGCAUUUUGCCUCUGGAAGCUUCUCCCCAGGCACUUCCCCUGCCUUCCUGUCAGGACCAGGGGCUGCUGAGCUGGCCCGGCUUCGGCAAGAGUUGGAUGAAGCCAACGGCACCAUCAAGCAGUGGGAGGAGUCCUGGAAGCAGGCUAAGCAGGCUUGUGAUGCCUGGAAGAAAGAGGCAGAGGAGGCCGGUGAGCGGGCAAGUGCAGCAGGAGCCGAGUGCGAGCUGGCCCGCGAACAGCGGGAUGCACUGGAGGUGCAGGUGAAGAAGCUACAGGAGGAGCUGGAGCGGCUGCACUCAGGCCCUGACCCGCAGGCCCUGCCUACCUUCUCUGACCUGGAGGCCCUCUCGCUUUCCACCCUCUACUCUCUCCAGAAGCAGCUGCGGGCCCACCUGGAACAAGUGGACAAGGCCGUGUUCCACAUGCAGUCGGUGAAAUGCCUUAAGUGUCAGGAGCAGAACCGAGCGGUGCUGCCGUGCCAACACGCCGUGCUCUGCGAGCUCUGUGCCGAGGGCAGCGAGUGCCCCGUCUGCCAGCCUGGCCGGGCCCACGCCCUCCAGUCGUGACCCUGCAGGCCUGGCCCCGGCCUGGCUCAGAUCUUCUCACCUAGGACUUUUUAAAAGUAUAUAUAUAUAUAUAUGUGUGUAUAUAUAUAUAUAUAUAUAUAUAUAUGUAUGUAUGUAUAUGUAUAUGAUUAUGUAUACAUUUCUGUAUGUGUGCAGGUGUGCGUGGGCAGCCAGUGUGUGAACAGUGUCUGUGUGUAUAUCUGUACAUAGAUAUAGACACACACUUUAAAACAGACUUACCAAGCACUUUUUAAAAGAAAAAACUAUUUUGCAGUCCUCCCCCUGCCCACUCCCUGCCUUUUCCACUGCAGAGACAAAAUGCCCUCUUCUCCCAUCGGCCUUUUGGCAGGGAAUCUGUUUCUGUCUCUUUUUUAUGUAGGAACUAACUAUUUUUAACUUCUUCCUGGGGCCUGAGCAGGGAAGGGUGGGAAGCUAGAAGGGUCAAGGGGAGGGGGACAAGCCUUCAGGACAGGCCGUGUUCACCUGCCUGCCCAGGCCAGAGCGAGAGCCAGGGGUGUGGAGGACCCGGGGCGGACCUGGUGCCCAGCUGAGGCUUGAGGGGGUGUGCUGGAGGGCCAGCCUAGCUCCUAGGUUUCACCAAAUGUGUGUUUAGUCUGGAGCUAGCAGGCCAAAGCUGCGGGGCCACUCCAUUCCUGACUGUGGGCCCUUGAAGCUCCUCCAGGGGCAGCCCGAGCUCUACCCCUCAGGUUCCCGAGGCCGGGGGUUCACCUCAGUCCUCUCUCUCCGGACUCUCAGAGCAGCCACCCUGGCCCCAGGGCCACCUACCUGGCUGGCAUGGCCCUCUUUGUUAACCCCCCAGCUGCCCUCAGCUGUCCCCCUCUUCUGGCACGGCCCUUGGCCCUCCGUGCUGUCUACCCCCCUCUGGCAGCUAGCAGGGCAAUUGGGGAGGAGCUGCGAACUGUGAGGACCAAGGGUGGGCUCAGGCCCUGCCCUCCUCGCUGGGAGGGGCUCCGUAUGCAUUCCUUGGUGCUCUCUGAGUGCAGCUGACGUCCUGCCCCUGUUUGGAGCGGACGCCUGUGUGCAUGUGUGUGCGUGCCUGUCCAAUGUAUAUUGUGUUUUAGCUUCCAUUUAAAAAAUUGUUCUGUACAGAGAGAUGUGGCAGGGGCGGGAGGGCAGAGCGGGUGGAGGGAAGCCACCCCGCUCCCAGCAGUGGGGGUCUGGGGUGGGAACAAGAGGGCUGUGAAGGUUUUGGCCCUGGCCCAGGCCCCCCCUUGGGCUCAGCACGAAAGGGCUUUCAAUGAAUUAAGUGAAAACUUUCUUUUUUUACAAAAAUGCAAAAAUCAACAAAGCUCCAAACCUAUUGGAAAUAAAAUAUGAACUUGCA